CCAUCAGAGACACCCCUUCUUACCCAUCACACCUCAGAAUCGUACGUCGACAUCUUGGCCGUUCUCUUUCACUUGCAUUUAGCGCAGGUCUGUAUCACAUUCAACCGGCUAUACACCGCACUUUCAACGCGAUUCACUCGAACGCUAGACCAUUUCAGUUCAGAAGCAACAGCAGCCAGCACCCCUAUCAGACCGAAGACUUCUACUUUCCGGCAACACAUCUCCAGCGUCCCCACGCCCGGCUGACUGAACCGAGGAUAUAUCGUCAAAGUGUUCAGCAAGGGCAUUUUGACUGUCAAAUAUCGUACAUAAGGAAAGGAAGAGAAUUAUAAGCAUACCUACAAGAUGGUCUUGGGCAUGGACUCAUGGUUCGUCUUGAAGUGUCGCAACAUCCACAAGCGCUUCGACCUGUGCCACAACACUCAGGUGAUGCUGCAAGCUCUGGAAGACACCAAGACAGGCACAAUUGACAUGGCUGAGCUCGGCCGGAUGCUUCGUCUGAGCUCCAAGAGACGUCAGGCCAUGAUCGACACUAUCCGAAAGUGUACAGAGAGAAUGACAAAGCAGAACAAGAACAAGCAAGACGAGACAAGAGAAUGCGCCUUGCUCAUUCACAUGUGCACCGAAGUCUUGGAAAUUGCCAAUCGCCCUUCUCCCACCGUCUUCCCGUUCAUGAAGCUGCCCCGUGAGAUCCGAGCACGGGUGCUUCACAUGGUCGUUGAAACCAGCUCCAAGGCCUGCAGAAUGCCUGCUCUCAAGCGCAUCCAAGACAAGUACCGCUGCAACUGUGCCAACCCUGAGGUAAAGUUGCGGGGACACAUGGCGAAACAACAGUUCAACAUGUACAAGACUCUGGGAGCAGCCCUGAGAGACGAGUUCUAUCAGGUUUACUACGGCGAACAGACUCAGUACUUUGCCUGCUGCUGCGAGCUUCUUGGCCAGCUGAACGCCAACAGCAACCUGUUUGACCACUUGCGCAAGGUUGAGAUCCACUGGUGCAGUCCUCAAUCUGACUCGGCGUUCCUCAAGCUGGCCAAGUGCCCCAACCUCAAGGAGGUGACAAUCAAAAUUUCCAAGGCCACGACUGCCAUCUUCAACAAGCGUGAGGAGAUGAUGAGUAAUCACUUCCUCUUGAACUACAAGACCAAGCGUAUCACGGACAGCCUUGGCGCUGACGAGCUCCUUGCUAUCCGAGGCGUCUCGAAUGUUGACGUUCAGCAUAUCCAGACUGCGCAAAAGCUUCAGCUGACCGAGUUCGACCGUCAGGGUCUGUUGUCGGCUCUGGAGGCGAAUGUCAAGCAGGCAAAGCAGCCCACCCCCCGCCCUCUUGGCACCUGGGCAUCGUACAUUCAGUGA
Colletotrichum acutatum is the source of this 1356-nucleotide messenger RNA. RefSeq lists its product as uncharacterized. The coding region runs from base 346 to 1356 and encodes 336 amino acids. Lineage: Eukaryota; Fungi; Ascomycota; Sordariomycetes; Glomerellales; Glomerellaceae. The record is from RefSeq and is a predicted model, not a curated record. The transcript is spliced from 2 exons.